AUGGCCAGCGCAUCGUGCCUCGCAAAGGCGAACCUGCAGCCGUCGCCGUGCGCUGCCGGUCUUAGAAGCCAGUCCGCGGAUUGCGCGUCGUUGCGCAAGAGCGUCGCGGUGCAGCCAUGUGGCGUGCGGAGGGGAGUGAGCGUGCGCGCGCACAAGGACGCGGAGAGGGUUGGCGUGGCGGCGGCGGCCGUGGCUCUGACGGCGCAACUGACGGCCGCAAAUGCCGCGUUGGCCGUGGACGCGGACCAAGUGGAAGAACUGGCUAAGCAGACUGCUGACCUGGCAACCAAGGUGUACAGCACGAGCAUCGACGUGGCAGAGCAGGUGGUCCGCGUCACCAAGCCGCUGGUGGAGGCGGCAGCGCCGGUGGUGAUCGAGGGAGCGCAGGAGGCGUUAAAGGCGGCGGCACCGGUGGCGUCGGACCUGGCGGAGAAGGCGUCCAAGGCGCUGCAGGACUCGGGCGUCGACGUCGCGCCCGUCGUCGAGGCCGCCAGGACGGCGGCGAGCGUGGCGGACGGCGUGACCGACAGCACGGGGCGCGCGAUUACGGCGGUGACGCCGUACGCGACGAGCACGGUGGACCUCAUCAGCUCCGCCGACCCCACCGCGCUCUCCAUCGCCGCGGGCGGGCUCUUCGGGCUGUACCUCCUGCUGCCCUCCAUCGGCCGCGGCAUCGCCUACUCCUUCCGCGGCUACGCAGGCGAGCUGACGGCAGCGCAGGCGUUGGACGUGUUGGAGAGGGAGGAGAGCGUGCUCGUGGACGUGCGCUCAGAGGACCAGAAGCUCUCCUCCGGCGUGCCCUCUCUGCCCCGUGGGCUCUCCCGCAAAAUCAUCUACGUCCCAGUGGAGGAGGUGCCAGUGGAGCUGCGCGACCAGCUGAAGAACCCCUUGGACACGGAGGCGGAGCUCACAGCCAUCAAGGUGGCGUCGCUCAAGAGAAUUGGCCGCCGCGCUAAACUCAUCGUCAUCGACAACGACAAUGAGAUCUCAAAGCAGGUGGCGCGGUCGCUGGCCUCUCUAGGCUACCGCAACGUGUGGGUCGUGCGGGACGGCGUGGAGGGGCGGGCUGGGUGGGCGGCGAGCCAGCUGGCGAUCGACUCGUACGACGGGCCACCCACAAGCUGGUUCUCGGUGCCGUCUUACUCGUCGGGCGGCACCAGCAAGGAGCGCACCGGCACCCAGAAGCUCGGCACUCAGUCAAGGCUCGGCACUCAAUCGGUGUCUGCAGCUGCCUCCACUGCCGCUGGGGAGGAGUAA
Messenger RNA from Closterium sp. Naga37s-1, 1257 nucleotides. The record is from the annotation of a GenBank genome assembly. Lineage: Eukaryota; Viridiplantae; Streptophyta; Zygnematophyceae; Desmidiales; Closteriaceae.